Molecule: messenger RNA, 643 nt
Organism: Mytilus californianus (California mussel)
Lineage: Eukaryota; Metazoa; Mollusca; Bivalvia; Mytilida; Mytilidae
Product: multifunctional methyltransferase subunit TRM112-like protein
Exons: 4
Coding region: 102-416 (104 amino acids)
Biological process (GO): tRNA methylation; rRNA (guanine-N7)-methylation; peptidyl-glutamine methylation
Molecular function (GO): protein heterodimerization activity
Source: RefSeq, a predicted model, not a curated record
GCACAGUGUGUAUUUGUUCAUACACAUACAGUAUACACUUGUAAGGAGGUUCACUAAAAAAUAACCCAGCAGUGACUGAUAGCAGUUGUUGGUGAUUUACAAUGAAAAUUUGUCUCUCGGCAACUAAAGUGGAAGUGAAAGAGGUUGAUUUUAAUCCAGAAUUCACAGCCAGAAUGAUUCCGAAAGUGGAUUGGCCAGCUUUGUGUCAGGCAGCUCAGUCAGUUGGCCAUAGUGAAGGUUUACCAACAGAAAUUGCUGACAGUUAUGAAUCUGAUGAAGAUUUUUUGAAAAAGGCACACCGAAUUCUUAUGGAGGUAGAAGUUGUAGAAGGAGAUCUGAUCUGUCCUGAGACAGGAAGGAAAUUCCCAGUCAAUAGAGGAAUCCCAAACAUGUUACUGAAUGAGGACGAGGUGUGACAGGAGCUGUUUUUAACAAUCUUGUGAUAACAUUUUUGUGUCAUACAUUUUAUGACUUGAUAAAACCACAACAUUAUUGUGACAAUUCAUCAUGUGAAAUGUAAAGUAUCAUUGGAAAUAAUUGUGAAAAUGUAUGAACACAAUCUUCACAUGUACUUGAAAGAGAAAUAUAGUAAAAACAUUUCCUUUGUUGUAGAAUGCUUGUUAAUAAAGGUAUUAGCCAAGUA